UAUGCCGGCUCUACGUUUAUUAUUGUUAUAAGGAUACUGGCGUGUGUUCGUUGGGGUGUUUCGGCGUGAUACGAUUUUUUACUGCGUGACAAAAUUGGAAUAAUAAACAAAACUGCACUAUGAAUUUCUUGUAUCGGAUACCGUUCUACGUGUUGGAAGUUCCUAAUAUUAAAUUGAAAAGGCCGUCAUGGUUUGUGAAACCAAGUGCAAUGGUUGUUUUCUCAAUGGUGCUACUGUCAUACUUUUUGAUGACUGGAGGAAUCAUAUACGAUGUGAUUUUGGAACCUCCAAGCGUUGGUCAAACCACAGAUGAACAUGGACACAGCAGACCUGUUGCUUUUAUGGCUUAUAGAGUCAAUGGUCAGUACAUCAUGGAAGGAUUAGCAUCAAGUUUUCUUUUCACCCUUGGAGGCUUAGGUUUCAUUAUUCUUGAUCAUACUCACAGCCCAUCCAUGCCAAAACUAACAAGAAUAUUGUUAAUUAGUGUGGGUUUCAUAAGUAUACUGGUUUCAUUCAUUUGCUGCUGGAUAUUCAUGCGCAUGAAAUUACCGGGAUACCUGCAAGUGUGAAAUUGAAUGGACUGAAGAUACUAUAUCAUUACCACAAAAUUAAUUUUUAUUUGCCUCAAUCACAUUUACUCUAUAAGUAAUAAUUUUUAUUUUGCUAUAAAGAAAUACAUAAAUACAAGAUAUUGUAAAUAUGCAAAUCAGUAAGAAAGAAUGUUUUUAUUAUAUAUAAUCUAAUUCAUAAAUUAGAAUAAAAACUUAUAGAACAUUGAAAAAAGUACUUGGAUAAAAAAAAUCUUGAGAAUAUUACAAUUGCUCCUACGCGCCAUAUGAUUUUAUUGCACAAAAUUAAGCUCGAUUUACAAUUAGCAGUGUUCAUUUGCUGGUUGUUAAAGCUCAGAAGGAUGAGCUUUUUUACAAGGAAAUUCUUUAGAAGGUGUCUCUAGAUCAGCUGCAUUAAUUCAGUAAUCAACAACAGUGAAAAAUAAGGAUAUCCAAAAAUUUUUGAAUGGACUCUAGACUAAUAAAAAAAACUACAGUGGAU
Molecule: messenger RNA, 1050 nt
Organism: Trichogramma pretiosum
Lineage: Eukaryota; Metazoa; Arthropoda; Insecta; Hymenoptera; Trichogrammatidae
Product: oligosaccharyltransferase complex subunit ostc-B
Exons: 5
Coding region: 120-569 (149 amino acids)
Cellular component (GO): oligosaccharyltransferase complex
Source: RefSeq, a predicted model, not a curated record